UCACCCUUGGUGGCAGCGCACUGGCCCCAGCUGUGAGCUCGGUGCUCAGCCCCCAUGGCAGGCCUCUGUUCCCUUCUGGGACUCCUUCUGCUGGCAGGCAGGAUCCCCCUGCAUGCUGCUAAACGAUUUCGAGAUGUGGCAAGCCAUGCAGGAGCUGCUGCCCCAGUCUUUAGGCACCAGGACCGACUCCACGGUUGGUCUCCUGACCAGAAUACAUGGAAUGACAAACUCUACCCUGUCUGGAAAGAGGGAGACUCCCGGUGGAAAAGCUGCUGGAAAGGGGGACAGGUGCGGGCCAUCCUGACGAGUGACUCCCCAGCACUAGUGGGAUCCAACAUCACCUUUGUCGUGAGCCUAGUGUUUCCCAGAUGUCAAAAGGAAGAUGAGAGCGGCAACAUCAUCUAUGAUUGGAGCUGCAAGAAUGGCACUGCUUCGUCUCCGGAUUCUUAUGUAUACAACUGGACUGUGUGGACGGAAGAGAAUGACUGGGGGAAAUGUCCAAACAGAAGUACCCAUCAUGUGUUUCCAGAUGGGAAGCCCUUUCCUUGCCAUCCUGGAUGGAGGAGGAAGAAUUUUGUUUACAUCUUUCAUACACUUGGCCAGUAUUUCCAAAAAUUGGGACGCUCUUCAGCCGUAGUCUCUAUAAACACAGCCAACAUGACUCUUGGUCCCAAACUCAUGGAAGUGACCGUGUACAGAAGAGGACAUAAAAGCUAUGUCCCUGUUGCAUCUACUAGGGAUAUGUAUAUGGUAACAGAUGAAAUCCCCGUAUUUGUAAAUAUGUCCCAGAAGAAUGAUCGCAACUCAUCUGAUGACAUCUUCAUCAAGGACCUUCCGGUUCUGUUUGAUGUUCACCUUCACGAUCCCAGCCACUUCCUAAACACCUCUGCCAUCAACUACAAGUGGGAGUUUGGAGACAACAGUGGCCUAUUUGUUUCGAACAGUCCUGUUUUUAAUCAUACUUAUACCCUCAAUGGAAGCUUCAUACUUAAUCUGACCAUCCAAGCUGCUGCUCCUGGCCCGUGUCCUGGGCCUUCAACCAGUCCCCCAGUACCUACCUCUCACUUUCCAGUAAGUACUGUAAAUCCCUCUGAUGUUACCACCCCAUUGCCUACUGGUGCCAGCCUACAAGAUUGGAGAAAGAGAGUAGCUCCUGAUGAAAGCUGCCAGAUCAUCAGAUAUGGUCAUUUCGUGGCAUCUCUCACUAUUGUAGAGGGAAUCCUUGAAGUUAAUAUCAUCCAGAUGACAAAUAUUCAGAAGUCCAUGUCACAGACCGAAGACCCCACGAUCGACUUUGUGGUCACCUGCCAAGGAAACAUUCCUACCGAUGUCUGCACGAUUAUUUCUGACCCUACGUGCCUGUGGCCCCAGGACACAGUCUGUGACCCUGUGGAAGUCAAUGACCAGUGUUUAUUGACCAUAAGGAGAGCCUUCAGUGAGGCUGGGAUGUAUUGUGUGAACCUUACUUUGGGCAAUGAGGCCAGCCUGGCCCUGACAAGUACACUGGUCUCUGUCAGUGGAGGAGUUCCAGGGUCACCUGCCAGGGUAGGAGCAGGCAUCUUGGUCUCCAUCAGUGCCUCGAUUGCAGUCGCUGUCCUUCUAAUCUUCUUUGUGUACAAGAGAUACAAAGAAUACAAACCAAUUGAAAGCUGCCCUGGGAAGGCAGUAAAUAGCAGUGGACUGGAUGUUUCUUUCCAUAAGGAGAAGGCUGUGUUCUUCCCAGCAAACAACGAGAAGGAUCCACUGCUGAAGAAAGAGGCUGGAAUUGUUUAGCACUCCAAGCAAAUCUGUGCCUUUCUAGUACACACUGUAUGGUACUUUACAUUGGAGCUGUCCUUGAGUGGAUGACUGAUAUAAGAUAUAAGAAAAGGCAUAUUGUAAGUGGUAUACACUACUUGUGGGCAUAAUUUUUUUAUAUAGGUUAAAAGAUAAUUUAGAAGAUUGAAGAGGGGGAUUAUACUGUAGACAGCCUUGGUCAGAUUCUAUAACUAAUAAAACCACUUGGCAAUUUUUUCUUUCAUUGUGCUUUAUGAUUUCCUAAGCACUACCAGUAUCUGUCCUAGAAUAGAUGCCUCCCCAGGGAAGCCAACCUUCCUAAUUUGGAUCUUACCUAGGUUAACAACAAGAUAAUUCUUUAAGGAAAAAGAGGGAACUAAUAGGAGAGCUGUCAACUGCUCAUGAUCUUCUGUGUUAAAAUACUAGUAAAGCAAAAUAAAGGGGAAAAAAGGCUAUACAAUAAAUUCUGCUUCUAGGUGAUUCUCUGAACACACAGGGUCC
Molecule: messenger RNA, 2277 nt
Organism: Dromiciops gliroides (monito del monte)
Lineage: Eukaryota; Metazoa; Chordata; Mammalia; Microbiotheria; Microbiotheriidae
Gene: GPNMB
Product: glycoprotein nmb
Exons: 11
Coding region: 55-1773 (572 amino acids)
Biological process (GO): cell adhesion
Molecular function (GO): integrin binding
Source: RefSeq, a predicted model, not a curated record